Messenger RNA from Durotheca rogersii, 2140 nucleotides. Its product is annotated as hexose transporter. Gene Ontology annotation, molecular function: carbohydrate:proton symporter activity. Gene Ontology annotation, cellular component: membrane. The coding region runs from base 159 to 1859 and encodes 566 amino acids. NCBI's taxonomy places the organism in Eukaryota, Fungi, Ascomycota, Sordariomycetes, Xylariales, Xylariaceae. The transcript is spliced from 3 exons. The record is from RefSeq and is a predicted model, not a curated record. Gene Ontology annotation, biological process: carbohydrate transport; transmembrane transport.
AUUCCCACCUAACCGUCCUGUCCUAUCCCGAACUGUCUCGAGAGAUCAAUGGGACGCCCGCGACUGUCGACGUCGACCCUCUCUGCCGCCCUCGACACAGACGUCGCCCUAUCUGCAGUGCUGGUUUGACGUCCAACCCUCCCCCCCCCCCAUCCACCAUGGCGAUAGCCAUGGGCUGGCACAAACCCGACAAUGUCGCCGGCUCCUCCGCCCCGGCUAUCAUGGUCGGCCUCUUCGUGGCUACCGGCGGUCUCCUGUUCGGAUACGAUACUGGCACCAUCAACGGCAUCCUCGCCAUGCGCUCCUUCAAGAGCCAAUUCAGCACCGGGCACCGAGACGUCAACGGUUCCUUAAACCUCUCCCCCGCCGAGAUCUCCAUCAUCGUCGCCAUCUUGAGCGCCGGCACCGUCGCCGGCGCCAUACUGUCCGCCCCCGCCGGCGAUUGGAUCGGACGUCGCAUAUCCAUCAUCGCAUCCAUUGGCGUCUUCUCCUUCGGCGCGAUAUUCCAGGUGUGCGCAGAUGCUAUUCCGAUGCUGUUGGCGGGCAGGUUCUUUGCCGGUGUCGGCGUCGGCGCCGUGUCCGUCCUCGUUCCCUUGUACCAGUCGGAGAUGGCCCCGAAAUGGAUCCGUGGUACGUUGGUGUGCGCAUAUCAAUUGUCCAUAACCUGCGGUCUCUUGGGCGCCUCCAUCGUCAACCUGCUCACCGAGAGGAUGGAGGGCCCGGCCGCCUAUCGGAUUCCCAUGGGCCUUCAGCUCACCUGGGCCUGCGUCCUCUGCCUCGGUCUCCUCAUCCUGCCCGAAACCCCUCGCUUCCUCAUCAAGCGAGGCGACAAGCACGCCGCCGGUCUAGCCCUCAGCCGUCUUCGCCGUCUCGACAUCACCCACCCCGCUCUCGUCGAAGAACUCGCCGAAAUCGAAGCCAACCACGAUUACGAACUCGCCCUCGGCCCCGCCACCUACCGUGAUAUCUUUGUCGGGACGCCCCAUCUCGGUCGUCGGACGCUAACCGGCUGCUGCCUCCAGAUGCUACAACAGCUUACCGGCAUCAACUUCAUCAUGUACUACGGCACCACCUUCUUCACCAGCGCCGGCGUCUCGAACCCUUUCCUGAUCUCCCUCGUCAUGAAUAUCAUCAACGUAGCCUCGACGAUCCCCGGCUUGUUCGUCGUGGAAACGUGGGGUCGCCGGAAGCUACUCCUCGUGGGCGCGGUAGGCAUGGCAGUGUGCCAGCUGAUCAUCGCGAUAUUCUCCAGCGUCGCUAGCGACUCGCAGAGCGCCCUCGUGGCCAAGCUCCUCAUCGUCUUCGUCUCCGUCUUCGUCUUCUUCUACGCGGCUUCAUGGGGACCCGUCGCCUGGGUCGUCACCUCGGAAAUCUACCCCCUCAAGGUCCGAGCGAAGUCAAUGUCGGUCUCGACCGCGUCUAACUGGCUGCUGAACUUCGGCAUCGCCUACGGCACCCCGUUCAUGGUCGAAGACGGGUAUGGCUACGCCGCUAUGGGGGCUAAGGUCUUCUACGUCUGGGGCGCCUUUUGCGUCCUCGCCGCCGUCUUCGUAUACGGCAUGGUUUACGAGACGAGCAAGAUCAGCCUCGAGCAGAUCGACGAGAUGUACGAGCGUGUCCCCUUCGCGUGGAAGAGCAAGAAGUUUGAACCGAGUUGGAGCUUUCAACAAUUGCGGGACGACGGAUUUGCAGACAGCGGCAUCCCGCCGCCCGAGCACGAAUUGCAAGCGUCGCGCACCACUACCUCGACGACAACCGAGAGUGUGCAAACUAUCCAUACGGAAUCUACACCCAGUGAGAGUCAGAGCCAAGACGAUAAGAUAUUGCAGCAAAUGGGCCACGUCGACUUGAGUUAUUGAUCCCUGGUCCGAUCUUUAAAAAAGUAAAAAAAAAUAAAAAAAGGCACGUUUCACGACACAAGCAUCUCCCCGUCAUGGCCAUCACAAGCCGCCCUUUCGGAGGUGGGGGAAAAACUACUAGGGUUAUCUGUUCUUUGGAGUCAUACCGGAAAUAUCAGCGUAGGUGUUCAUCGCGAUGGAGUUAACGGCAUUGGGAAAUGGACUAUUGGGGAAUCAUCCACCAUAGGAUUUUGUUUUGGGGACGGCGGCUUUGGUUUUGGCGGCACAACGGGCAUCAUCUC